Messenger RNA from Pseudophryne corroboree (corroboree frog), 3474 nucleotides. RefSeq names its product proteasome 26S subunit, ATPase 5 (gene PSMC5). Bases 69 to 1313 code for a protein of 414 amino acids. Gene Ontology annotation, biological process: proteasome-mediated ubiquitin-dependent protein catabolic process. Gene Ontology annotation, cellular component: proteasome regulatory particle, base subcomplex. The record is from RefSeq and is a predicted model, not a curated record. Gene Ontology annotation, molecular function: ATP hydrolysis activity; proteasome-activating activity; ATP binding. Lineage: Eukaryota; Metazoa; Chordata; Amphibia; Anura; Myobatrachidae. The transcript is spliced from 12 exons.
GGGUGACGUCACCGCGCACUGGCUGAUGCACCCGCUUCCGGUACUGAGUCACGGUGAGACGGGACAGAAUGGCUCCGCCGGGAGAGUGCAAGAUGGUGGGGGACGGGGCCGAGCAGAUGGAUAUGGAUGAAUCACGUGGAGGCAGUGGCCUGAGACAGUAUUAUUUGUCAAAGAUUGAGGAUCUACAGUUGGUUGUCAAUGAUAAAAGCCAGAACUUGAGACGUCUUCAAGCACAGAGAAAUGAACUAAAUGCUAAAGUGCGUCUCCUGCGCGAGGAGUUGCAGUUACUGCAGGAACAGGGUUCCUAUGUCGGGGAGGUAGUCAGAGCCAUGGAUAAGAAAAAGGUGCUGGUGAAGGUCCAUCCAGAGGGGAAGUUUGUUGUGGAUAUUGAUAAGAAUAUUGAUAUAAAUGAUGUGACUCCAAAUUGCAGAGUUGCUUUGAGGAAUGACAGUUACACCCUGCAUAAAAUCCUACCCAAUAAGGUGGACCCACUGGUGUCACUGAUGAUGGUGGAGAAGGUUCCAGACUCCACAUAUGAGAUGAUUGGUGGUUUGGACAAGCAAAUCAAAGAGAUAAAGGAAGUUAUUGAGCUGCCAGUCAAACACCCAGAGCUUUUUGAGGCAUUGGGAAUUGCACAGCCAAAGGGAGUGCUACUUUAUGGUCCCCCAGGUACCGGGAAGACACUGUUGGCUCGUGCUGUGGCCCAUCACACAGACUGCACGUUUAUCCGUGUGUCUGGAUCUGAACUUGUGCAAAAGUUUAUUGGGGAAGGUGCCCGCAUGGUACGAGAGCUUUUCGUCAUGGCUCGUGAACAUGCUCCUUCCAUUAUCUUCAUGGAUGAAAUUGAUUCUAUUGGAUCCUCACGUUUGGAAGGAGGUUCUGGGGGAGAUAGCGAGGUCCAACGUACAAUGCUUGAGUUGCUGAACCAACUGGAUGGCUUUGAGGCUACAAAAAAUAUUAAGGUCAUCAUGGCAACCAACAGAAUUGAUAUAUUGGACUCUGCAUUACUGCGGCCAGGCCGCAUCGAUAGGAAGAUCGAGUUCCCUCCUCCUAAUGAAGAGGCACGUUUGGACAUUCUUAAAAUCCAUUCCCGUAAAAUGAAUCUGACACGAGGGAUAAACCUGCGUAAAAUUGCUGAGCUGAUGCCUGGAGCUUCAGGAGCAGAAGUGAAGGGUGUGUGUACAGAGGCUGGGAUGUAUGCCUUGCGUGAGAGGAGGGUACACGUUACUCAGGAAGACUUUGAAAUGGCUGUUGCAAAGGUGAUGCAGAAAGACAGCGAGAAGAACAUGUCUAUAAAGAAACUGUGGAAGUGAACCUGCAGGGAACUCCUCCUAGAAGCGGUCUGCAGUCUUGUGUGUACAGCUGCUGCCAGUGACUACCAUCUCUCAGCCUCCCUUGUGUUAGUCAUAGCACUACAGGGCACACACACUAUUUGGAGAACUGUGCUGUCAUUGUCACCACCAUAUUGUAAACUUCAGGCAAACAGGAGGGGCUCUGCACAUGUUGAGAUUCUUGCCAAUUUCCAACUUUAAUGAACACAUGAUAAUUGGUUGUUGGUCCUAUCCCCCUUGCAUGUGUUUGGAGCCCUUAUUCAAUAUUCAGGAUGUGUGAAUGAGCACUUGGGUAUGGCUGAAGCAGCAAGUAAGUGAGAGCUGUAGUAUAUAUCUAUUCAGUUACUAGAAAACUAAUACCAUAUUUGUUUUUUGUAUUAUUGAAGUUGAAUCUCUAUGCUCUGUUUUUAAUAAAGAACAGAACAAAUAAAAAAAGAAGCGUUUAUUUAUUAACCAGUUAACAGUUUUGCAAGCAACAAAGAAAUAUUCACUAUUGAUACACAUAUAGAUCACACUCCCAUAGGUUUGUAUAUGUAAACUGCACAUCACUUGAAGACCAUACAUACAACUACUGCAGCCAUUAAAAUGUUUGCCCCUCACAUACAUUGUAUGCACCUUUCCUGUGGGCGUUGUUAUGAAUGAGGAUGUAGUGAACUCUCAGAGCCAGUGCUGCACCCCAGUGAUCAGUGAUGUCACUACAUUAUAGUGGAGGGAUAGGCUGCAUCCUCAUGAACCUUGGCUUAGCCAACAAAAUGGAUGCAUGCAUGGUUUUGUUGGCGACUGGCAUACUCUAAAGUAACCAACCUUUAAUGGGUCACAAGCAGACUUUGGUAAGGAUGUAAGUACUGAAAUGCAAAUAUGUGCUACCAUCCAUGACUUAUCUUUCAGUAACUUGGCAUAAAAGAACACUCCAGGUUAUAGAGGUAUUAUAAAAAGAUAUAACAGUUUAUGCUUACAGGGAAUGCAAAUAUAGGUCUCAGUUUAUCUGAACCAUUUCGAAAGUCAUGCAGAAUAAAGUAGAUGGCCCUUUUUUGUUUUGCAUGUUUACUCACAACCACAUCCUUGUAGAAAAGCAGGGAUGAUAAUAAAAACUACUGUGCUUCUACACCAUUAGCUCUAACCCAAGACCGCUAUAUAUUGUUUUUACAAUUUUGCACUUAGAAUAAUUUUAAAAGAUCUCUUUUUAGUGCUGAUUAUUUUUAUUUUUUUCUGGCUGUAGUAUUCUUCCUUCUGUAAGGUGCACAGUGAGUUAGGACAAGCCAUAGUAAUCUCACCCCUCCUCCCUCAUUGCCUGAAGGUGGGGAACACUGAGCAGAUCAUUCUGUGAACUCCUAAUGCAAGUAGCCAGUCCUUACCUCUCCCGUGUAGCUCAAGAGAAGUAGAUGAGCACUUGUGGAGAGAUUGGAUCUUGGUGACGUCAGGAAAUGGGAAUAUGUUUCUUUUUUGUAUAUGAACACUGUCAUAUUGCUGACAUGUGUGACCUUAAAAUAAUCAUGAUGCCCCAAUAUUAAAAAGGACUUUAUCAGUAUACUAGUUAAUUUGGUUGAAUGACUGUGAUCAAGCUGAAUGCAGCCAUCUUCUACAUGUGCUAAUCGGUUCCAACAUAGGCCAAGAGUGAUCGGGCUGAAUAUUUAGGCUGAUAAGCCUGCAUUGUGAUCUCUUAAAUUACAUUGAAGCAAUUGCAGACAAUUGUCUUAUGUAUCAGAACUCUAUAUAAUAAAACACUACAGAAACAUUUGCAAGCCCCCAUAAAGCUUCAUCUUUGGUCCAAGUAAAUGGAUUUGCUCCUGCACACAAUCAAUAGGACACACCCUGAGAAAGGAACACUGGCUCCAUGUUGCAAGGCAAAUUCACAGCAUCCUCCCCAUGCACUUCCCUUGUGCUAGAAGGGGGUAAAGUUUACACAAUGGACCAGCAGAGGGAGAUAAUAUAUUCUUGUAGACAUCACUGCUGGUGACUUGUAGAAAAAUAUUAGUGCAAAGAUUUGUUUUUGUGUUUAUAAGCUUUGUAUAUUAUGGUAUAUAACUGAUGAGGGAAAAAAAUUAAACCCCACCACAUUUUCCCUGAAACCUGAAGCUUUCAACCCCCCACCAGUGCAAAUAAAAUGUUUGCAUGUAAAACAAUAAAAAAUAACAUAAAACUA